CUAACAUACGCGCCUUUUCUUCUCCCCCAGGAACCGCUGAUCAAGUUCAAGGAAUCAUCCAAAGAAGAAUUCUCAGCUUCAUUUCAUCAUCUCAAUGUACAUCUAGUCCUCAUUUAGAUAUCUUUCCAAGAAAAAUUUAGCCAUCUAAGAUAGAAGAAGGUAUGGCAUUUCAUGAGCAGAGAGAUAUUAAUCUCGAGGCCACUGAGCUCCGGCUAGGCCUACCGGGCACGUCUGAGGAGAAUUCAGAUCAUCAGAAGCAAACUUCAGCUGGUGGUAGGAGCAACAAAAGAGCAUUGCCUGAUAUGAGUGAAGAAUCUUUGGGUAGGGAAAAUUCUAAUUCAACAAAUGCCAAGAAAAUUGACCAAGAAUCUGGUCCACCCACCAAGGCACAAGUAGUCGGGUGGCCACCUAUCAGAUCAUAUCGGAAAAAUUGCCUACAACCAAAGAAAAGUGAGGCUGAUCAAGCAUUUGGGAUCUAUGUGAAAGUUAGCGUGGAUGGAGCUCCUUACCUAAGAAAGAUUGACCUGAAGAUCUAUAAGGGGUAUCCAGAUCUGCUUAAGGCCUUAGAAGACAUGUACAAGUUCAGAGCUGGUAAGACUAAUUGAUUAAUCAAUUAAUUUGGUAUGUUCAUAAGUUCCUGCAAGAGGCUGAGGAUCAUGAAAGGAUCAGAAGCUAGAGGCUUGGGAUGUUCUGUAUGAAAAUUACCCCACAAAUGAUAUUGAUUCCUUCACCACUAGCAAAAUCCAUAAAACUUGAGGCUUGCAAGAAUCAGACCUAGCUUUUUAUUGGCAGAAACGGAAAAGCUUGAUGAAUAGGAUUUUCUAGUGUUGAAGAAUUACAUGUAUAGUUUAUGUGAAGUUUUGAAUGUAAUAAGCGUAAGAAGGAAACUUCUAUAAUGAUGUUCUUCAUAAGUUUCCUUUCUAUUUUCCCCCCAUCUUUUCCAUUGUACAAAUUUAUAAAUGAAAAUUUAUUAA
Rubroshorea leprosula is the source of this 974-nucleotide messenger RNA. NCBI's taxonomy places the organism in Eukaryota, Viridiplantae, Streptophyta, Magnoliopsida, Malvales, Dipterocarpaceae. The record is from the annotation of a GenBank genome assembly.